This is a messenger RNA of Plenodomus lingam JN3, 1707 nucleotides long. Lineage: Eukaryota; Fungi; Ascomycota; Dothideomycetes; Pleosporales; Leptosphaeriaceae. The record is from RefSeq and is a predicted model, not a curated record.
AUGUCGGCCUUCAGUCGCACCUUGUGCAGUACCGCUUCACGAAACCUCCGCUCACGGUCUGGCGUUGUAAGCAGAGCUAUCAGGCCUAUUGCCGCUCGCGCUGCUGCUCCUUGCUCGAUCCUUACUUCACGUAUCACGCCCACGUCUUCCUUUUCCACCAUGGCAGCACUGAGGAGCGCCGCACCGCCUGUCCAGGCCAAGCGCGAGUACGAUCCUGAAAUCAAGGACAUGGCUAGCUACAUCCACAACACGCCAAUCGACUCUGAGCUUGCUUUCGAUACGGCACGAUGGGUCUUUGUUGACACCCUCGGCUGCGGUCUCGAGGGUCUCCGGUUCGAACAGUGCAGAAACAUCCUUGGCCCCGUCGUCGAGGGCACCGUUGUGCCCAACGGCGCCAAGGUUCCAGGUACCUCAUACCAGCUCGACCCCGUCAAUGCUGCCUUCAACAUUGGUGCAAUGAUCAGAUGGCUCGACUUCAACGACUGCUGGCUGGCUGCGGAGUGGGGUCACCCCUCUGACAACCUGGGUGCUAUCCUCGCAACCGCCGACUGGAUUACCCGUACGAACAAGGCAGGAGGCAACCUUGGAAAUGGCAAAAUCUUCAAGGUCCGAGAUGUGCUUGAGGCCAUGAUCCGGGCCCAUGAAAUCCAGGGUUGCAUGGCCCUGGAGAACUCGUUCAACAAGGUCGGACUGGACCAUGUUAUUCUUGUCAAGCUUGCGUCCACGGCUGUCGUGUCCAAGAUGAUGGGCCUCAACGAGUCGCAGACCCGCGAUGCCAUUUCCCAAGCUUUUGUUGAUGGACAGAGCAUGCGCACCUACAGGCACUCGCCCAACACCAUGUCCCGCAAAUCAUGGGCUGCUGGUGAUGCGUGCCAGACUGCUGUCAACCUGGUCUUGAAGGUGCUCAAGGGUGAGCAGGGUCUGCCUACUGUUCUGUCUGCCCCUACCUGGGGCUUCUACGACGUCAACUUUGGCGGCAAGCCAUUCCAGUUCCAGCGGGGAUACGGAAGCUACGUCAUGGAGAACGUUCUCUUCAAGGUCUCCUAUCCUGCCGAGUUCCACUCGCAAACCGCCGUCGAGGCUGCCCAGCGUCUGAACAAGAAGCUCAAGGAAAUGGGCAAGACGGCUGCAGACAUUGAGGGUGUCGUCAACAGGACCCACGAAGCCUGCAUCCGCAUCAUUGACAAGCAAUUCAAGCCCAUGGAGAACUUUGCCGACCGUGACCACUGCGUCCAGGUAAGCUCAGCUAGCCCUCAAACCUUUCAGACCAACACUAACCCACCUCCCAAACAGUACAUGGUAGCAACCAUGUUCGUCUUCAACCGCCUUGAAGCCACUGACUACCCCGACGACUCGGAAGCCGCUACGUCGGAACUGGUGGAGUCCCUGCGCCAACGCAUCUCCUGCGUCGAAGACCCACAAUUCACAAAGGACUACCACGACCCGGAGAAGCGCACAAUCUCCAAUGCGCUUACCGUGACGCUCAAGGACGGCACUGUGCUGGACGAGAUGGUUGUCGAGGCGCCGCUGGGCCACCGCCUACGUCGCGAAGAGGCCAAGCCCGAGAUUCUGAAGAAGUACAAGAGGCAUUUGGCACCGCACUACCCGGCCGAACAUGUGGAGAAGUUGGUCAAGCUGGCGCAGGAUGCCAAGACGAUUGAUAAUAUGGAUGUGGAUGAGUAUGUGGACUUGUAUGUUAAGAAAUAG